AUGAGCUCGCAUGAUUUAUUAUGUAAGGCAUUCCCGGAGUACAAGUUUGCGUACUCAGUUCAUGAUCACCAUACUGGUGAUGUGAAAUCUCAGCAUGAGUUCCGUCAUGGAGACGUGGUGCAGGGUGGAUAUGAGCUAAUUGAACCAGACGGCCGCCAGAGGAAAGUCGAAUACAAAGCUGACGAUCAUUCCGGAAAAAAUUAUCACCAAGAAAACCAUGUUCAAAAUUAUGAAGUAACCGAGAUUAUUGAAAAAGAAGAAAUGGUAAAUUUAGAAAAAUAUAAAGGAAAUGAAAACAAUAAUGAACAAGAAAAGAACGAACAAGAAAAUAAAGAGCAAAAGAAUAAUGAGAAAAAAAGUUAUGAGCAAGAAAAUUAUGAGCAAAAAAAUGAUGAGAAAAAAAAUUAUGAGCAAGAAAAUUAUGAGCAAAAAAAUUUUUACCCCGAAGAAAAUGAAUUAAAAAAACAGGAAGAAAAUAAUGGCAAAGAAGGUUACAAUUCAGUGGAACAAAACAAAGAAGAAAAUAAAAAUGAAAAUAAGGAACAAAAAGGUGAUGCAGGUGAUAAUAAUGAAGCCUUAAAUGAAAAAGCUCAGAAAGAAUCAGAUGACAAUUGUAAAUGUAAUGAACGCAAUAAAAAGGACCAUGACAGUCAAAUAAAUAAUGGAGGAAAAGACAAUAAUAAUGAUAGAGAGAUGAGAACACGUAGUAAACGCAGAAACAAUGUCCGCGGUCUCAACACCAAGAAAAGAAAUAAUUUAGAAACGCUGAAAACUGUUGAAUCAGAUCAAAAGAAUUAUCGAAGAUCGAGAGCAAAUAUUGUAAAGAAAAAUAUCCAAAGCGAAAACAUAAACGAUGGGAAAAAGGAAGUUGAAAGUUCCCAGUACGGCAAACGAACACAAGAAGCUGAAAACAGUUCUGUAAAAGAAUCUGACCCUGUUGUUCAAAAUGAAAAUGAAGACAAAAUAAUACAAGAUGUAUACAGCCCUGAUUAUUAUGAGCCGCAUAUUAUAUUGGACUAUAGAUAUCUCAAGACUGGCGGGAGAGGUUACGCUCGGAGUGAUGGAGGCCAAGUUUUAAUACUACCUAGAAGAAACCACAUGCCGUCCCCUCAUAACAACUACGAUACACUCCUAGAAUAUCUCCGCUUAAAACAUUUGAAAGAAAUAAGUCAGCCUUACCAGCCGAAUUCUAGACUUAAUAAAAAUCACAGAGAAAUUUUGAUUGAAAAUAGAAACAACGACAGGAAUGAAUACAUGGAAAAUCCACAUCGUUAUAACAGAAAAAUGAGUCGACAUGACGCAGAAGAACGAUUCAAAUCGGACGCUGAGUUGGGCUCGUUCCUUUUAAAGCAUGAACAUUAA
Danaus chrysippus (African queen) is the source of this 1362-nucleotide messenger RNA. NCBI's taxonomy places the organism in Eukaryota, Metazoa, Arthropoda, Insecta, Lepidoptera, Nymphalidae. The record is from the annotation of a GenBank genome assembly.